Molecule: messenger RNA, 603 nt
Organism: Solanum stenotomum
Lineage: Eukaryota; Viridiplantae; Streptophyta; Magnoliopsida; Solanales; Solanaceae
Exons: 3
Coding region: 1-603 (200 amino acids)
Source: RefSeq, a predicted model, not a curated record
AUGGCUCCAUUUGAAGAACUUUAUGGUAGGAGGUGUAGAUCUCUGGUUGGUUGGCUUGAAGUAGGUGAAUUUGCUCUUCUUGGUCCCGAGGUGGUUUAUGAGUCUAUUGAAAAGGUUCGACUUAUAAGAGAUAGGUUGAAAACGGCUCAAAGUCGGCAAAAGUCUUAUGCCGACAAUAGAAAGAAGGAUCUUGAAUUUGGGGUUGGUGAUUGGGUUUACUUGAAGAUCUCGCCCAUGAAAGGGGUAAUGAGGUUUGGUAAAAAGGGGAAGCUUAGUGCUCGGUAUGUGGGCCCUUCUGAGAUUUUGAAGAGAGUUGGAAAUGUUGCUUAUGAAUUGAACUUGCCUAAUGAGUUGGCUCCGGUUCACCCGNGAGGUUUAGUAAAAAGGGGAAGCUUAGUCCUCGGUGAUUCGGUAGCCAUACUUCCUUUAGAGGGUUUGGGUGUUGAUGAGAACCUUUCUUAUGAAGAGGUUCCGGUUGAGAUCCUAGACCGACAAGUGAAGAGGUUGAGGAAUAAAGAAGUAGCUUCUGUUAAGGUUCUAUGGCAGAAUAAUCUAGUUGAGAGUGCUACAUGGGAGGUCCAUGUGAGGAAGCGUAUUACAUAA